UUUUAUAAUCAUUGGAGUAACUUUUUAUAACUUUUGUUAUCCCCAGUUCAUUACUGGUUCCGCCAUGGGAAUUGUUAGUAGUGUAGAUACGCGACGAAUUAGUUUUGACAAUGAACUAGCAGAGACGCCAGCACUAAACAUUCAAAAUUCUAUGGAUGAUGAUGUUGAUGAUGUCCUACGUAUAGAAUCUAUCGAAAAGGAUAGUGAGUUAAACGUUAAAGAUGAAUUAAAAAGUAUUCAAGAAGGAGGGGAUAACGAAUAUUGGAAUCAGAGACUUGAAGCACUCAAAAAGGAGCACCAAUUAAUUAACAAAAUUGUUGAAUCAGAAUAUGAAAAAACAGUUGAACACGCAAAAAAAUACUACGAACCUCGUCCUACUUUAACGAUCGAGAAAAUUAAGAAAGUAAAACCUUGCUUGGACUGCCGGCUAAAAAUCAUGCAAUGUUACGAAGAAAAUCCGCAUCAGCCACUUGUAUGUUCAGAAGUUGUUCAAGCUUUUACAGAGUGUGUAGCUUCAUGCCGCACACCUGGGAACUAAAUUACAAAGGUUUUGUUAUUUGAAAAU
This is a messenger RNA of Leguminivora glycinivorella, 565 nucleotides long. Its product is annotated as MICOS complex subunit MIC19-like. The coding region runs from base 65 to 538 and encodes 157 amino acids. Gene Ontology annotation, cellular component: MICOS complex. The transcript has 3 exons. NCBI's taxonomy places the organism in Eukaryota, Metazoa, Arthropoda, Insecta, Lepidoptera, Tortricidae. Gene Ontology annotation, biological process: inner mitochondrial membrane organization. The record is from RefSeq and is a predicted model, not a curated record.